Messenger RNA from Corylus avellana, 997 nucleotides. RefSeq names its product SNARE-like superfamily protein. Gene Ontology annotation, cellular component: TRAPP complex. Gene Ontology annotation, biological process: endoplasmic reticulum to Golgi vesicle-mediated transport. The record is from RefSeq and is a predicted model, not a curated record. NCBI's taxonomy places the organism in Eukaryota, Viridiplantae, Streptophyta, Magnoliopsida, Fagales, Betulaceae.
CCUCGUUGCUUUCAUUAAAUUUUCCUCUGCACGCUCUCUCCCCGAUAUUUCCGUUAUUUUCUUUCAGAAGAAGUGGUAGAUCGAGGUUCCUCUUAAGGCGCAAAAGUUCAAUGUACAAUCGCUGAGUGGUUAAAUUAGGCCUCUCGGAUUUGAGAUUGAAAAAAUGCAAUUCUUUGGGGGGUCGGAGAUCAGUCCAUCGCCGCCGGCGCCGACGGCUUUGGGGAACAAUGCGCACAUGAUGUAUGUGUUCAAUAGGAGUGGGGUGUGCUUGCUUUACAGGGAGUGGAAUCGACCACUCCACACCCUCAAUGCACAGCAAGACCACAAGCUCAUGUUUGGUUUGCUCUUCUCUCUCAAGUCCUUAACUGCCAAGAUGGAUCCCACUAGCGCAGAGAAAGGAAACCUCGGGGUGCCUCAGUUGCCCGGCCAAGGUUGCUCAUUUCACAGCUUUCGUACUAAUACAUACAAGCUUAGUUUCAUGGAAAGUCCUUCUGGGAUAAAGAUUAUCUUGGUUACUCAUCCUAGGACUGGUGAUCUGCGGGAUUCCCUUAAUCACAUUUACAACUUGUAUGUUGAAUAUGUUGUCAGGAACCCACUAUAUUCUGCGGGAACUCCAAUCAGGAGCGAGCUAUUCAAUACAACUCUUGACCAAUAUGUAAGGAGCAUUGCCUAGGAGCUGAAGGUAGCGUUUGGGGCAUCAUUAUCUAGUCUUCCAUUAUUAAUGAUCUUGUAUAAAUGCGUCCCUGCUUCAUUUGAACGGGGAAUUCUCUAUAUUCCUUGUGGCGGCCUGCAUUUUCAGCCUGGCCCCAAGGACUCUGGUACAUUUGGUUCAAAUGCAGGUCAAUGGAAGUACCUAAUUUGUGGAUAUUUUGUGCCGACUUAAUUUCCAAAUUGUCACUUUAAGCUUAUGAUGUACCUAAAUUUUGUCCAUUUGAGAACAAUGUGGAGUAUUAAAGGAAAAAAGAAAAGAAAAGGGUGAGGUUUGAGGUUUGGACCA